GUUUAUCUAUUCAAAUCACAAUGCCCUACCCACUGAAAAAACAGAACGUGGAGCUGUUAAGAACUUGACUGGUGGACAGAGCAGGUUCUAGAAAAGAAAGUGUCGACUGAACAUCAGUCUCUGAAAAUGUCAUAUGAUCCAAUCAUUGGGGCUAAAAUGUUUCGCUUUAUUUACACUUGGCGGGUGCCGGCAUGUGUGUUUUGUUUUCGCUUCAAGUGCCGAAACAGAUUCAUUGUCUCUCCUCUGGCCACAGACAGGAAAACCCACUUUGCAAAGUGAUGUUUAUGCAUUCAGCGUGGUGCUUCUUGAGCUCUUGACGGGGCGAAGAGCCGUGGACUCAAACCAAGGACCGGAUGAACAAAAUCUGGUCCUACAGGUGAGGCACGUCUUGAACGACUGGAAGAAGUUGCGGAACCUGAUAGAUCCCGAGAUGAAUCGGACUUCAUACACAAUGAAGUCCAUGACCAUGUUCGCAAGCCUGGCAUCGUGCUGCAUCUAUCCCAACAGCGGGGAGAGAUCGCCGAUGGCCGAAUGCGUCGAAGAGCUUCAGCUGAUACUGUACACGAAUUCGAAAGGCUUGAACAUGGCUUUGCAUAGAUUUGGUUAUCAAUGGCACAGACCUAGUUCAGGAGGUUUUCCUGUAUAGAGACGGAAGAAGAUAGAAAAACAGGACACGACUGAGAACGUACAUUAAAACUCUGGUCUUUUUAACCCUGCUGUUUCCAUGUAUUAUGGAAAGCUUUAACCUCGGGAUUUAAUACCGUAGAGAUAAAUCUUUUAAUUGUUUUCGAGUAUGCGAUUCCAAUGCUGCACUGAGA
This is a messenger RNA of Rhodamnia argentea, 818 nucleotides long. Its product is annotated as probable serine/threonine-protein kinase PBL28. NCBI's taxonomy places the organism in Eukaryota, Viridiplantae, Streptophyta, Magnoliopsida, Myrtales, Myrtaceae. The transcript has 2 exons. Bases 134 to 646 code for a protein of 170 amino acids. The record is from RefSeq and is a predicted model, not a curated record.